Brachypodium distachyon (stiff brome) is the source of this 835-nucleotide messenger RNA. Its product is annotated as probable phospholipid hydroperoxide glutathione peroxidase. The transcript has 6 exons. Gene Ontology annotation, cellular component: cytosol. The record is from RefSeq and is a predicted model, not a curated record. Bases 135 to 650 code for a protein of 171 amino acids. Gene Ontology annotation, molecular function: glutathione peroxidase activity. Lineage: Eukaryota; Viridiplantae; Streptophyta; Magnoliopsida; Poales; Poaceae. Gene Ontology annotation, biological process: response to oxidative stress.
GCAGAAAUAUAUUCCAGGACAGGUGCUUGCCAGUUGCCGCAGCUUUUAUUCUCCUUCUUCAGAGUGUUGCUGCUUAACUCUUCGUCUCCAAUCCUUUCUCUAGUGGAAACAUUACAGUAUUGCUGACAGUCACGAUGGGAGCAGCAGAGUCAUCUUCCAAGCCUGUUGGUUCCGUUCAUGACUUCAUCGUUAAGGAUGCGAAGGGGAACGAUGUGGAGCUCAGCAGAUACAAGGGCGAAGUUUUACUUAUCGUGAAUGUUGCAUCUCGUUGCGGUCUGACAAACUCCAACUACACUGAACUGGGUCAGGUCUACGAGAAAUACAGGGACAAAGGAUUCAAGAUAUUGGCAUUCCCGUGCAAUCAAUUUGCCGGACAGGAACCAAGUAGUAACGAGCAGAUUGUGGAGUUUGCCUGCAACCGCUUCAAAGCAGAGUUUCCUAUAUUUGGCAAGGUUGAUGUGAAUGGCAACAAUGCUGCCCCGCUGUACAAGUUCUUGAAGUCAGAGAGAGGUGGUCUAUUCGGAGAGCGUAUCAAAUGGAACUUCACCAAGUUUCUAGUUGACAAAGAGGGGCAUGUCGUUAAUCGAUAUGCACCAACCUGUUCCCCAUUCAACAUUGAGAAUGACAUCAAGAAGUUGUUGGGGGUUUGAGGUAUCUCCAUGGAAGAUCAUGCAUCGGUGUGUCACAUGUAUGUCGUUGUCUGUUCUUUUCGCUAGUGUAUGUGAGUCUUAACUAUAUUAAGAGUAACUCAAGUCUGUUGUAUGAGACGGUGUGUUCUGCACGAUGCAACGAAAAUACAUUUCACCGAAAUAUAAACAAGAUUAUCUCGCUGCAA